GCCGGCCCUGCCCGCGGGCGCAGGAGGGCGCGGGGGAUGUCGGCCACGUGCGCCGUGUCCCGGAAAGCGCCGCUGCCGAGGCCGCGUCCCCAGGGAGAGAGGGAGCCGCCCGCCAAGGUGAUGCGCAGGGGGCCGCGGCGAGGCCGCGAGGAGGAGCGGGAGCAAUUGCCGUGGCCCGGAGAGAGCCCGAGCGGCAUGGGCGCGGAGGCCGAGGCGGAGCGGGCGGCAGCGCUGAGCGACGAACGGCGGAGGCGGCCGCCUCUGGAGCCGAGGGCGCCGACGGCGCCGACGACGGCAGUGGCCAGGGCGGCGGAGGAGGAGGAACGUCUGGAGCGGGAACAUUUUCGGAGGAUCAUCAACGCUUUCCGAUAUUACGGAACGAAUAUGCAUGAACGAGUGAACAGAACAGAGAGGCAGUUUAAGUCUCUCCCAGCUAACCAACAGAGUCUUCUUCCUCAAUUUCUCCCUCACCUUGACAAGAUUCGGAAGUGCAUUGAUCAUAAUCAAGAAAUACUACAAACCAUUGUGAAUGACUGUGUUCAUAUGUUUGAAAAUAAGGAAUAUGGAGAAGAUGGAAGUGGGAAGAUUACACCAGCUUCAACAUUUGACAUGGAUAAAUUAAAGUCCACAUUGAAGCAAUUUGUGAGAGACUGGAGUGAAGAGGGAAAGUCGGAGAGGGAUUCUUGCUACCAGCCAAUUAUUAGUGAAAUUGUAAAGAACUUUCCAAAAGAAAGAUGGGAUUUCUCCAAAGUUAAUAUCCUGGUACCUGGUGCUGGGCUAGGUAGAUUGGCGUGGGAAAUAGCUAUGCUCGGUUAUGCUUGCCAAGGAAAUGAAUGGAGCCUCUUUAUGCUCUUUUCUUCUAACUUUGUACUCAACAGAUGCUCUCAAAUUAAUUCAUGUAAGCUUUAUCCCUGGAUUCAUCAAUUUAGCAAUAACAGAAGAUCUGCUGAUCAGAUACGACCAAUUUAUUUCCCAGAUGUUGAUCCUCACAGUCUUCCUUCUGGUUCAAACUUCUCUAUGACAGCAGGGGAUUUUCAGGAAAUUUAUUCUGAGUGCAAUACGUGGGACUGCGUAGCAACUUGCUUUUUCAUAGACACAGCACAUAAUGUUAUUGAUUAUAUUGAUACUAUAUGGAAAAUACUAAAGCCUGGAGGAAUAUGGAUAAAUGUAGGUCCUCUGCUUUACCAUUUUGAAAACUUGGGAAAUGAACUUUCAAUAGAAUUAAGCUACGAGGAUAUAAAAAAUGUUAUCCUGCAAUAUGGAUUCCAUAUAGAGGUGGAGAAAGAAUCUGUACUGUCAACUUACACUGUGAAUGAACUCUCCAUGAUGAAAUACUACUAUGAAUGUGUGUUGUUUGUGGUGAGAAAACCAGAAUAGUAGUGAUUUGAAUAGGUUAAUGAGAAAAUACUGUUAGCUUGAAAGCUAGAAAUGAGAAUAAAAUCAUAUGGUGAUGUAUGGACACAACCUCAAAUCAGUGGUGCCUUCUUGUUCCUAAGAGGAUAUAGAUAGUGUCUAUUUUCUUAAUAUCUCUAUUGCUAUUCAGACAUGUACUACGCCCUGGAUAUUCAUAAUACACUUUUGAAAGAUUAAAUGUUCACAUGCACUGUCUUUGUGCUUUGGAAUGCAUUAAAUAUAAAAGCAGAAGUGCUUUCUUGAGAAUAAAAUUUAAUGUUUGCCAUAACUAGGCUAAUUCUCUGCUGAUGCUGCCUCAUUUUUCAUAGAUUUAUAGUGCUUUUUUUUCCUACUUGAUGAUAUUAGGAAUGCAUGGAGGUGCUUACUGUACUAGCUGUAUCACUUUUAGAGAAGUAUUUGUAAAUGUAUACUUAAAUUUUGAAGUCUGAAAUGUUUGGGAAAUGGUAAAAUUAUUCUUGAACAGAUAAAUUAGUCAACUGUUAGAGCAUUUCCUGUGCAACUGAAGUAAAGUAGAAUAUUAUACAAAUUCUGAUCUUUGGCUGUACCACUGUUAAAGGUUUAAUCAAAACCCAGAACUGAUAGGAAAUUAGAAAUGCUAUGUGAAAGCAGAAUACUGAAGAAAAAAGCAGACUAUCACAGAGGAGCAGUAUGUUAACCUCAGUUGAGGAAAACACUGGUCUUGAUUGAUCUUAAUGUUGGAGCUGAAAUGUGUUAGAUGCUUUGCCUUCUUGAAAUAACACUUGAGUCAUCUUCUACUGUUUAAGCCAGAACUUUUAAAGUUGCUAAACACAACUGAGUUAUCCAUGCAAUGUGUAGGUAGUACAACAUAAAAAUACCUGUCAGAGCAGUGAAGUUACAUGGAAAUAUGUGCUGUAACCUAAUAACUUCCACCUGAGCCAGGGUAUGCAGGCCAAAUGGUAGACAAUUUCCUUGUAACUUCACUUUACCCCUUUACUUCUUGGUUCCUCCGACUAAUAUGGUUUUUUUCCUAACAGAUGUGGCUUAGGUGACUGUUUAAUCUACAAGUCAUGAUACUAUUCAAAAGGCUGUCAUGUCACAUAGAAUCUCAUGUCACUUUGAAGUUACAUAAGAAAUGAGAAAAACCUUAAUUAACAGUCUGAGAUGAGGUGUCAUGUUAGUCAUCCUGUUUGCAUAAUAUAUUGAUUACCUUAAGUGCCAUUUGGAUUCAUGUUCAAAAAAAUGUUUAAAAUAUUAAACCGUUAUGGUGAGGGCUGAAUUUUUGUUUUCUUCUUUGGCUAAAAGGACACUGGUCAGUAUGUUGUUUGUUUCUCAUUAUUUUUUGUCCUGUCUUUCAUGGUGAUGUCCUAAUCACAUCUCUUUAAUAGAUUGGUUACUGGCUUUUCAGUUUCUCUAGUCAAGGCCAGAAAUUUGUGCCUUUAUUCCUAAACUGAAAAUCGGCAAGGAGGGAAAACAAACUUUUUUUAGAAAAUAUUUUCAACACUGCAUAAGAGAGUGCAUGCUCCUAUAUGUUUCAGUAUUAUGUUUCUUUCUGCACAGAAUUCUGAUUGAGAACAGAGCCUUCUGCUCUACAGAAGCUUUUAAGUUUGGCUUAAACUACUCUUCUAUGAACUCUGGUAUUUCUAAAAGUGCAUGAACUCAGUUUUUCUCUGUUCCAAGAGAGAUGUGUUCAAAGAUUAAACACUGCUAUUCAACUAAUAAUUUGAAAAUAAAAGUCCUUGUGUGGCUAAAAGUAAAACAAAGCAUGUGUUUGCUUUACAAAAGUAAAGCAAACACAUGCUUUAAUUUCCUCAUCGUACCAUUUAAUUUUUGAGAUAAUUUGUAAUUCUUUGCUUUCAUUACACUUUUCUUCUCUUAGGUAGAAUAUGAAUAGUAAUUUACUUGAUUUUUGAGCUUCUUGAAAUAAGCCAGAGGUUAGCUGAAUGUCAGUUUUGCCGAGUAGCAUAUCUGUUUGUAAUACUACCCAUUUAUUGGCCCAUACACUCUGUAAUUUGAAAUGUGCUGUUCUGUUUUUCAAAAUAAAGCAGUGGAACUCUUUA
Serinus canaria (Common canary) is the source of this 3431-nucleotide messenger RNA. It is a transcript of the gene CARNMT1, whose product is annotated as carnosine N-methyltransferase 1. The record is from RefSeq and is a predicted model, not a curated record. The transcript is spliced from 8 exons. Bases 37 to 1377 code for a protein of 446 amino acids. Lineage: Eukaryota; Metazoa; Chordata; Aves; Passeriformes; Fringillidae. Gene Ontology annotation, molecular function: S-adenosylmethionine-dependent methyltransferase activity.